This is a messenger RNA of Tachysurus vachellii, 1025 nucleotides long. RefSeq lists its product as uncharacterized. NCBI's taxonomy places the organism in Eukaryota, Metazoa, Chordata, Actinopteri, Siluriformes, Bagridae. The transcript has 6 exons. The coding region runs from base 122 to 880 and encodes 252 amino acids. The record is from RefSeq and is a predicted model, not a curated record. Gene Ontology annotation, biological process: response to bacterium.
CUGAGCAUGCUCAGUACAGACCGCCUGUAGUAUGAAUAUAAAAUCAAACCGUGCUUCAAGUGCAUUCACAUUCUGUUAAUAAAUGAGAUACAAACACUGUAGAAUUGAUAAGAAAUGAACAAUGAGCAGUUUCUGGAUUUUACUUUUCAUCUUCAGCACCAUGUACAUGGUCCAUCCUGGUAGACACUGGGUUACUGCACAAUCUGUUACAAAGCCACCAGUUUAUCAGCCUGAUAAAGAGCUCAGUGUGAAUAUCGGAGACUCGGCGACUCUACAGUGUUGUUAUGAUUCUCAGAAUGUAGUUGGAAUAAUAGACUUGUUUAAACAACCAAACAAUAAAAAACCUCAGAUUGUAGUCACAGUGUAUAAGACUGCUGGAGAAGCUUUUCACACUGGAUUCAAAAAGUCUCGUUUUCAAUUAGAAAGAUCUUCAAACUGCUCCAAUAUUAUAAUUUUAAACACCACUCAGUCUGAUGAAGCCAUGUACUACUGUGCAGUGAAGACAUCCAUCACUGUGUUUGGAGAUGGAACUUAUUUACAAAUUAAAGGUGAUCAUGUUACUAUUGCAUCAGAAACAUCUAAAGCAGCUCUGGGUAAUUAUUCAGUGGUGUGUGAACCAACACUGCAUGGAAACAACACUAACACCAACACACAACACAACACAGUGAUCGGUUUGGGAUCGGCUUUGGGUUUGUGCGCACUUCUGAUUUUCUGUCUCACUUAUUUCAUACUGAGGAGAAGAAAAGGUGAUAAAAUGAAUUCUCCAGAAAGGAGGAAGAAUUCUCAUUUCGACACUUUGACUUAUGCAGCAUUGAAGAGAAGUGAAUUUUGCUUGUCAGACAAUUUGGUGUACUCUGAAGUGAUGUAUAUGAAACUGUAAUAUAUAAAAUAACUGAUUAUUAUUAUUAUUAUUAUUGUUGUUGUUGUUGUUGUUGUUGUUGUUGUUGUUAUAUCUUCCAAACUAUUAUAAAUAAUCAAUUAAAUGCAACAUGCAAAUCUGUUUAUCCAGAUGUAUUUGCAAAAAA